Lobosporangium transversale is the source of this 1922-nucleotide messenger RNA. Its product is annotated as POT family-domain-containing protein. The transcript is spliced from 2 exons. Gene Ontology annotation, molecular function: dipeptide transmembrane transporter activity. Gene Ontology annotation, biological process: transmembrane transport; oligopeptide transport. NCBI's taxonomy places the organism in Eukaryota, Fungi, Mortierellomycota, Mortierellomycetes, Mortierellales, Mortierellaceae. Gene Ontology annotation, cellular component: membrane. The record is from RefSeq and is a predicted model, not a curated record. Bases 195 to 1799 code for a protein of 534 amino acids.
CUUCCUUCCUUUUCUUGUUGAGAACCCUCUCCUUUCGCUCUCUCACUCUUUGAUUUUACUCUUUCACAUUCACCCGCACUCAACUAUCUCCUCCUCCUUUCCUUCUUCAUCCGACAUUCUCAUUCAUCCAUAAACUCUUUAUCCUGAUCUCCAUACGUCCUUGAUUCAACUUGCUCUUCCUAUAAUAUAGUGCAAUGGAGGAAGUACAUGAACCACAUCAAUCAACUGAUAUUGAAAAAUUCAGCCAUGAGCCUCCACAUGACAUGAAGGAGGUUGAGGAGGACUUGGCUACCAACAUUCAAGUUGCUGGUCCUAUUCCUAUCGCUGGUGGUCUUAUUAUCGUUACUGAGCUUUGUGAACGUUUUGCAUACUAUGGUGCAUCUAUGUUGUUCCAGCGUUACAUGUUGGAGCAUCUGUUGCUUUCAAAGGGCACAGCCACAGCCAUUUCCCGCGGAUUUAGUUUCUUUUCAUACAUCACAUCGAUCUUUGGUGCUGUUGUUGCUGACAAGUGGCUCGGAAAGUUUAAGACAGUUCUUAUUUUCGCUAUCGUCUAUACUCUUGGUUUGAUUCUCCUGACUGUAUCCGCAAUCGACAGCCUUAAGGAUACUCUCGGCCUGCCCGGUUUCAUUGUUGCCUUGUACUGCUUGAUCUCAUGGGGUACCGGUGGUAUCAAGUCCAACGUCUCAACUUUCGCUGCAGAGCAGGUCCCUGAGGAAGAUUACGCCCACCCAAAGAAGGCAGGAUAUACCAUCAACCACGCUAUCACUGUCGAGCGUAUCUUCCGUUACUUUUACAUGGCCAUCAAUGUCGGAGGUCUUCUAGGUCAGGGUAUCACCCCUACGGUCUCCGACUAUGGUUGGGAUCUUGCUUUCAUGAUCCCCGCCAUCGUCUUUGUCAUCGGCAUCAUUGUGUUUGCACUUGGAAAAAAUAAGUACUAUGAUCGUCCUCCUAACGGUUCAGUUCUCGCCAAGAGCUUCAAAUGCGUUAUUUAUGCCUUCCGUCACCGCAGCAAGCGUGCUCCAGGCACUCAUUGGAUCCAGGCUGCCAAGGUUCCUUCAGCCAACCAGCCUCUGCCAUGGGAUGAAAAGUAUGUCGAUGAUAUGGAGCGUACCUACCAUGCCUGCAAAGUUUUCAUGGUCUACCCUCUCUACUGGGCCUUGUACAACAACAUGAACGACAACUUUAUCAAUAUGGGUAUCAACAUGACACGUCCAAACUGGCUCAAACCUGAGAUGUUGUCGUUCGUCAACUCAGCCGUCAUUGUUAUCUUCAUUCCUAUCCUCGACAUGUUUAUUUUCCCCUUGCUUCGUAAAGCCGGAUUCCGCCUUGGACCAAUUAACCGAAUCGUCAUUGGCUUCUGCAUUGUGACCUUCUGCUUCGUCUAUGUCACAGUCCUCCAGCACUUCUUAUACAAGAGCGGUCCAUACUACGAUUUCUCUGGCAAGGACCCUAAUGAUCCAACCCGCACUAUCAUCAUACCUCAAAAACCCAAUUACCCCAUCAACGAUUUGACUAUCUGGACCCAGAUGCCUGCAUACAUCUUUAUCGGUAUCUCCGAGAUUUUCGCAUCUGCAACUGGUCUGGAGUUCGCAUUCAAGUCCGCAGCGCCCGAGCUCAAGUCGGUAGUUAUGUCUUUGUUCUUGGCCACCAACGCAUUCGGUUCUUUGAUCGGUAUGAUUCUUGCCAUCUGGAGUAACGAUCCUAACUUUGUAUAUGUAUAUGGUGCACAAGCUGGAGCCAUGUUUAUCGUGACAAUAUUCUUCGCAUGGCGUUUUGCCAGGUUGGAUGACAUAGUCUAAACCUUAGAAGGAUUGAGAAAAAAAAAAAUGCCCAUGUUGGCUGUAAUGUUUCUUGUGCAUAUAUAUAAAUAAUAAAAUCUACGAGUAAUUUAUUCAUCCAUAUUUUUAUAAAUAUCAAACAAC